AUGACAGAUGAGUUUCUGUUUCAAGACAAUAAGAACCAUACUGUUUGUAUAAAUCCAACAAAAGGAACUUUAAACGAGAAACCUAUAUCUGAACUUCUUUUGAAAGCAGAUGUUGGCAACAAAGCUGACAAAGAAUAUGUAGACGAUGCAAUAGCAAAAGAAGAAGAAAGAGCUAACAAAGCUUAUGCAACAAAAGAACAUACUCAUCCUGAACUAGCAGACAAAACAUAUGUUGACAAUAAAAUGUCAAGUGAAGUGACAAGAGCUGAAAACGAAUAUUCUAAAAAGACUCAUACACAUUCUAUAUCUGAUAUUACAAACUUACAAGAAACCUUAAACAGGAAAAGUGACGUUGGACAUACACAUUCUAUAUCUGAAAUAACAGACUUAAACGUUAGCCUUGAAAAGAAAGCAGA
Trichomonas vaginalis G3 is the source of this 416-nucleotide messenger RNA. RefSeq names its product phage tail repeat-like family. The transcript has a single exon. The annotation marks the transcript as partial. NCBI's taxonomy places the organism in Eukaryota, Parabasalia, Trichomonadida, Trichomonadidae. The record is from RefSeq and is a predicted model, not a curated record.